Messenger RNA from Bombina bombina (fire-bellied toad), 2034 nucleotides. RefSeq names its product POU class 6 homeobox 2 (gene POU6F2). Bases 1 to 2034 code for a protein of 677 amino acids. The transcript is spliced from 9 exons. Lineage: Eukaryota; Metazoa; Chordata; Amphibia; Anura; Bombinatoridae. Gene Ontology annotation, biological process: regulation of transcription by RNA polymerase II. Gene Ontology annotation, molecular function: DNA-binding transcription factor activity, RNA polymerase II-specific; RNA polymerase II cis-regulatory region sequence-specific DNA binding. The record is from RefSeq and is a predicted model, not a curated record.
AUGAUAGCCGGAAAAGUCAGUAAGCCCUUGCUGCUGCUGCGGAGUGAGAUGAAUGCAGAGUCGAGAGGUGAGGACAAGGCAGCUACUUCAGACAGUGAGCUGAACGAGCCCCUGCUUGCUCCUGUGGAAUCAAAUGAUGGUGAGGACACUCCCAGCAAGCUUUUCGGGGCCAGAGGCAACUCUGUACCGGGUGAAUCAAACGAUUCGCAUCAACCCAGCCAGUCACAUCCAGGAUUCCCUGUUGGGCCUCAAUCAUUACUGGCAGCACAGCAGCUGGCUUCAGCGGUGGCAGGAGUGAUGCCAGGUGGCGCUCCGGCCCUCAACCAACCAAUUCUUAUUCCAUUUAACAUGGCUGGGCAGCUUGGAGGGCAACAAGGACUGGUCUUGACGCUGCCUACAGCCAACCUUACCAACAUUCAAGGUCUGGUGGCAGCUGCUGCUGCAGGAGGAAUCAUGACGCUACCACUGCAAAAUUUACAAGCUACCUCAUCUCUGAAUACACAGCUUCAGCAGCUACAACACCUUCAGCAACUGCAACACCACCACCAUCAUCAUCACCAUCAACAGCAAGGACAGCAUCAGCAACAGCAAUCACUUCAGCCGCAACCGCAGUCUACAAGCCAGCAUCCACAGCCAUCUCAGCAGCCAUCACAUCCGCCACAACAGCCAUCACAGCAACAGAACCAACAUCAACAACAGCAGCAAAACCAAACACAAACACAGAGUCAGAACCAACAUGCUAUAAGCCAGCAGCCCUCCAGCUCUCCUCAAAAACCCAAUCAAUCACCAGGACAUGGCCUUCCUUCACCAAUGACACCACCAAAUCCAUUACAGAUGGUAAAUAAUCCAUUAGCAAACCAAGCGGCGGCAGCAGCAGCGGCAGCAGCAGCAAUGGGCUCAAUAGCUAGUUCACAAGCCUUUGGAAAUGCACUCUCCAGUCUUCAAGGGGUUUCAGGCCAAUUAGUCACAAAUGCACAGGGACAGAUAAUUGGAACUAUUCCACUUAUGCCAAAUUCGGUAUCAUCUAAUCAAGCUGGAGGAGGAGCUCAGGGACUUCAAGUACAGCCAAUAACCCCACAACUACUGACCAAUGCCCAGGGUCAGAUUAUUGCCACAGUAAUCGGGAAUCAAAUCCUGCCCGUGAUCAACACCCAGGGAAUAACGCUGUCACCGCUCAAAUCGGGACAACAGCUCCAUCAACCAGCACAGACACAGGUGGGACAAAUGGCAUCACAAGCCAAUCUUCUGCACUUGGGUCAUAAUCAAGGAUCUAUGUCUCAGAGCCCAGUCCGUCAAGCUUCCUCUUCUUCCUCCUCAUCUUCGUCUUCUUCAGCUUUGAGUGUUGGUCAGUUAGUAAGCAAUCCUCAAACUGCAAGUGGAGAGGUUGAUGGAGUAAAUCUUGAAGAAAUACGAGAAUUUGCUAAAGCUUUUAAAAUACGACGCUUAUCACUUGGCCUGACCCAAACUCAAGUGGGCCAAGCAUUAAGUGCAACAGAAGGCCCAGCUUACAGCCAGUCUGCCAUUUGCAGACACACCAUCCUGAGAAGCCACUUUUUCCUACCACAGGAAGCCCAAGAGAACACUAUAGCUAGCAGUCUGACAGCCAAACUGAACCCUGGCCUUUUGUAUCCUGCCAGGUUUGAAAAGCUGGACAUCACCCCUAAAAGUGCCCAGAAGAUAAAGCCUGUCCUUGAGCGGUGGAUGGCAGAGGCUGAGGCCCGCCAUCGAGCAGGUAUGCAGAACCUGACAGAGUUUAUCGGCAGCGAACCAUCAAAAAAGCGCAAGAGACGCACUUCGUUCACUCCACAAGCCCUAGAGAUCUUGAAUGCCCAUUUUGAAAAGAACACACAUCCUUCUGGCCAGGAAAUGACAGAAAUUGCAGAGAAGCUGAACUAUGACCGGGAAGUUGUUAGAGUUUGGUUCUGCAAUAAGCGGCAAGCUCUCAAGAACACAAUUAAACGGAUAAAACAGCACGAGCCAGGCACAGCCGUUCCUAUGGAGUCUUUAACGGACUCAAUGGAAGAAAACUCCUAA